AUGGCACUAGUAGUAGCUGGUCCCAUUGUUGGUGCGGUGUUGAGCAGCACCCUGCCGAAGCUCUUAUUGCUGAUAGAAGAAAAACUCAAGAAGAAGGCUGAGCUCAAGGAUCAAGUAGAAUCCAUGGAAAGGCAGCUUCGCUCUAUCAAAGCUUGCAUCCGGGAUCAUAACAAGCCGAAUCACAGUAAUAUCACUGAGUUGCAGAUAGACUGGAUCAGAAGUCUCAGGUGCUUGGCAUAUGACAUGGAAGACUGCAUCGAGAGCUUCAAUGAUGCCAAGACGGUAAGCCGUAAGAAGCUCCAAGAAAAGAUCCGUCAACUCAAGGAUGCAGUCAAGGAGACAAACGAUUUGUACCAAAGUAUGCCUAAAGCACCAGACCAGCCGCAGCCACAAGACGGCGCUUCAAGCUCCAAUACAAGAGCCCAGCCCUCCUGCAAUCCGCAAAGAAGAGAGCAAGAUCAGGGCAUUCCUCUGGUUGACCUCGUGGGCAAGGAGGAAAACAUCCGUGAGCUACUGGAUCUCAUGCGGAUAUCCCAGAGCCCAUUGGAGAUGAAGCUCAAGGUGAUCGUGAUCUCAAUUGUGGGCUUCCCUGGCAUAGGGAAAACUCUUCUCGCCAACCAAGUGUACGAUAAGAUGGUUUACUACAGUCAAUCUCGGCCGAAUAACAGUUUCUCUCGUCAGGUUUUGAUUGACGCAAGGACCACCAAGGAGAAGCAAGUGGUUCUCGAAGCGAUACUCCAAAAAUUACUCAAACAAGGGGUCCAACAAGAUGGAAUGGGUACGAGAGCCUCCAACAAAGGUCGUCAACAUCCAGCCGAGAGAGGGGUCCAUGCCGAUCCAAGUUCUUCCAACCUGGACCAACAGUACAUGAAUGGCAUACAGGAACGUCUCAGUUCUUGCAUAGGAACCCACAGAUACUUGAUCGUGGUUGACAAUGUGCAGUCGGAAGAGGUUGGCAGAUAUAUAACAUCAGCCUUUCCGGAAAACGGAACGGGCAGCAGAAUCAUCAUAACUAUGACUGUAGAUCCGGGCUCGGGUGAGGAAAGAUGCUGUUCUGCUGCUGGUCACGUGUCCAAGAUGAGGCCACUUAAAGCUGAAGAGUCAGUGAACACGUUUCUGAAAGAAGCUGUCGAGGGACAGGGACGACAACCUCAGAUUGCAGUUGAGAAUGAGGCAAUGCCAUCACCGACCAUCCAAAAGAUAUGUGACGGCGUACCACUUGCCCUUGUUAACAUAUCUGAAGUUCGGCAAGGAGAAUUAAUGCAGUUUCAUGUUGAUGAAGCGUGGAGACAGCUCGGUGAAGUGGAAGAAGCGAGACGCUGGCUAAGUAGGAUGAUGUUGCAUGUGCUUCCCCAUUGCUACAACAGUCUAAAUACGCAUCUCCAGGCCUGCUUGCUAUAUUUUGCCAUGUUCCCACGUGGCCGCACCGUCAGGCGGGGAUCUCUAAUAAGGCGAUGGCAGGCUGAAGGAAAAGAACUCGGAUGCACCACAACUGCCCAAGGAACUGAAAACUUGCAGGCCCUCAUCAAACGAAAUUUCGUUUGGCCUGUCCAGGUGAGCAUGAAUAAUCGAGAUGCUGAACCAGAAGUGAAGACAUGCCAGUCUCCUGGAAUGAUGCUCGACUACAUCAUAAGCAAGUCCAAGUCGGAGGAGUUCAUCAUGCUUUCAUGUGAUGAACGGGAGACAAGAGACAUGCGCCGGCUUUCUCUCCACACUGGUGUUCCAUCAUCAGAUGGAGGAGGAGAACUCGGGGUGUUGCGUGACAAGCGCAUGUCUCGUCUCCGGACUCUGGCGAUAUUCCGUGCAAACGAGCAAACCAGGCGUCUCAGUUUCGAGAAUUGCGAGGUGCUCCGUGUGCUGGAUCUCGAGGCAUGCCAUGGCCUGUCUGAAGAUCAGCUCAAAGAAAUUUGCAAAUUUUUGGAGUUGCUCAAGUAUCUGAGUCUCCCGGGUAGCAUAACACAAGUCCCGAGUCAUAUAGCGAAGCUGAAGCUAUUAGAGACCCUCAACCUAGGUAAAGAGACGGUGGUCACCGUGCCUGUUGAUGUCCUCUGGCUGCCCUACCUGAAACAUCUCCUUGGCAAAUGUGAGCUCUGUGCCGAUUACAGCUCCAACAAGAAGCUCAUAAAGUUCCUGUCUGGAACUGGAAGAAACAGGGAUGAAUACAGUAAGCUGGAGACGCUAGCGGGAUUUGCUAUUGGGAAGAGAAAAGGAUUUCCACAACUGGUGCGUCAUAUGGUCCAGCUGGGGAAGGUGAAGGUAUGGUUCGAUUCUGGUGCAGAUUUCAGUAGUUUUGCUGCCCAUCUUGCGGAAGGGAUUAAGGAAUUCUGUCGUCGCGCAUCAACGGACGCGAAUGAUGGCGUCGGUAGUGCCUCCCUGAAAAUUGAUUUACAGCACCGGUCGGCAAAUCUGCUGGAUUCUCUGGGUGUGACUGGCUGCAAGCUUUUCUACCUCAAGGUCAACUGCUGUGAUGCGAUGAAACUGAGACGACUACCUGCAUUCAUUGCCAAUCAGGACGUUAUUACAAAGCUGUGCCUGUCAUGGAUUACUCUCGACGGGAGUCAAAUUCUAGCCACUCUGGGUAGUUUACAGGGGUUAAAAUACCUGAAACUUGUUGCAGAUAACAUUGAAGGUUCCAUCGUCGACCGAGGAGUUGGGCAGAUCCAAAGGGAGGUCGUCAUAAAACAUGAGGGUGAAAACUCUAGAAGAAUACGUGAGACUCAAUUUCAGAGUCUGCAGCGGAUGUGCCUUGUGGCCCGUAGAAAGCUGGAUCGGAUAAAUAUCGAGCGUGAGGCUCUGUCGAAGCUUGUGUCAUUUCACCUCAUCUACAAGGAUCUCGAUGUUCCUUCGGCCGACCAAAUCUCAGGCCUCAGGACUCUCAAGGAACUGGCACUCCAUCCAGAAGUCAAAUCCGAAACAAAAGGUGCUUGGCGCAAAGCAGCACUAGCCCUCCCUAUGAAGCCCCAAGUUCUGUUCAGCGAGACUAAAGACAGGAUCAGGUGGUGGCUUACCGUCGUGGCCAUCAUCAUCUUCGUAGCCAUCCUCGUUACCGGUAUUGUGCUAGCUGCAAUCUUAAUACCCAUUGCUAGAAACCCGCAGCUUACAGCCAAAGUGGAGGACUCCCGUCUCAAUACCUUCGAGUUCCACAACAGGCGGGGCGAUGAGGCGACGAUGAUGGCGUCCAUCUUCAGGUACAACGUCUCCGUCGCCCUUGCCAUUGGCAACCCUAAAGCAGUGCUGAGCAUCAGGCAUAGGAAGCCCCUUGUAGCUACCUUUCUUUUCCACGACCGGCGACUGAAUAACGUCACUGUGGUGGAUGAGGGGCACAAGAACCGGCCAAAAAAGACGGAGUUGCACCUCCUACGUAUAGAAGGGGAGGUCUCGUUCAAUGUCCUUGGCGUUGCGGCAGCCGAAGAGCUCAAGAAGCAGCAGGCGGCAGGGCUUUUUAAGGUGGAACUGCGCCUCUCUGUGGACAUAAGUGUUCUCAGGGAGCAUAAAUUUAGCUUGAGCUGCCCGUUGAGGCUGCAGCUUGCGCCGCCGGGCCCUGAGGUCGUCUUGUUCCAUGCUGUCAACUGCAUCCUCGAUACACAGGAUAAGUUCUACUUCUGA
Molecule: messenger RNA, 3606 nt
Organism: Miscanthus lutarioriparius
Lineage: Eukaryota; Viridiplantae; Streptophyta; Magnoliopsida; Poales; Poaceae
Source: the annotation of a GenBank genome assembly